Molecule: messenger RNA, 420 nt
Organism: Lactuca virosa
Lineage: Eukaryota; Viridiplantae; Streptophyta; Magnoliopsida; Asterales; Asteraceae
Source: the annotation of a GenBank genome assembly
AUGGAACACUCUACGACACCCUCCAUAUCAGUCAACAGCCGCCGUAUUGGGGGCGGAGAACGCUACCGCCACUCUCUUCAGCCUCUUGGUCUUCAGCCUCUCGGUGGUGGACGAAAACAAGGUUCGACGAUCGGAGCUGGGGUUUACAUUCUUGUGGGUACAGUUGCUAAAGAACAUUCUGGCCCUGCUUUGGCCUUUUCUUUCCUUAUUGCUGGUAUAGCAGCUGCUGUCUCUGCCUUUUGUUAUGCUGAGCUUGCAAGUCGUUGCCCUUCAGCUGGAAGUGCCUAUCAUUAUUCCUACAUCUGUGUUGGAGAAGGUCUUGCUUGGAUAAUGGGAUGGGCGUUGAUUUUGGAAUAUACAAUUGGAGGAUCUGCCUCCAAUUCAGUUCCAAAUCAACAACCAAAAAGAACUCAAAUCUGA